Molecule: messenger RNA, 3646 nt
Organism: Struthio camelus australis
Lineage: Eukaryota; Metazoa; Chordata; Aves; Struthioniformes; Struthionidae
Source: RefSeq, a predicted model, not a curated record
AUGCAUAAGAAAUUUUACUCUUUUUUUUUUUCUAGCCUCCCAGGUGAGAGAUUGAAAGUGCUUGCCUGCCUGAAUAAACUGAGACAGCAGCACAUGGACAUAAUGAAGGUUUUUAAUGAUCCAAUUCAUGGGCACAUUGAAAUACAUCCUCUUCUUGUUCGCAUCAUUGACACUCCUCAGUUUCAGCGCCUUCGAUACAUUAAGCAGCUGGGUGGCACUUACUUUGUUUUUCCAGGAGCCUCUCACAAUCGCUUUGAACACUCUUUAGGGGUAGGCUACCUAGCGGGAUGUCUGGUUCGUGCGCUGAAGGAAAGACAACCAGAACUGGACAUAACCCAACGAGACAUCCUCUGUGUUGAGAUUGCUGGGCUUUGUCAUGAUUUGGGUCAUGGGCCAUUUUCACACAUGUUUGAUGGAAGAUUUAUUCCACUUGUUCGUCCAGAUUUGAGGUGGAAGCAUGAAACUGCUUCUGUUAAAAUGUUUGAACACCUGAUCACUUCCAAUAAACUAGAAAAAGUCAUGGAAUCGUACGGUCUUGUCGUGGAAGAAGAUAUGAACUUUAUCAAGGAACAAAUAGGAGGGCCUAUAGAUGAAGCUACUUGUGAGAAAUCGUGGCCCUACAUUGGUCGACAAAAAGAGAAGAGUUUCCUUUAUGAGAUAGUAGCUAACAAAAAAAAUGGCAUUGAUGUUGACAAAUGGGAUUAUUUUGCAAGGGAUUGCCAUCACCUAGGAAUCCAGAAUAAUUUUGAUUAUAAGCGAUUACUUAAAUUCACUCGGGUCUGUGAAGUAAAAAACCAGAAACAUAUCUGCACUCGUGACAAGGAAGUUGGAAAUUUGUAUGAUAUGUUCCACACACGGAACUGCCUGCACCGUCGAGCGUACCAGCAUAAGGUUGGCAACAUCAUUGAAAUAAUGAUUACAGAAGCCUUUCAAGAAGCAGACCAGUUUUUUAAAAUAGAAGGCUCUGAAGGAACACUCUACAGUAUUUCUACCGCCAUGGAGGAUAUGGAAGCCUACACUAAGCUAACUGAUAACAUCUACUUGGAGAUUCUGCACUCAAGUUGUCCAGAACUGGCUAAGGCACGAGAAAUUUUGCGUAAAAUAGAGCGACGUGAAUUAUACAAGUUUUUAGGAGAGACUCAGCCUGAGAAAGUGAAGGAAAUUGCAAAGAAUGAGUACAGUGAUCUGUCAGAAGAAAUUGCUAGUUCCAAGCCUGAAAAGAAUCCUCCAUCGGUGGAGCCAAAGGCUGAAGAUUUCAUAGUUGAUGUUAUCAAUAUGGACUAUGGAAUGAAAGAACAGAACCCUAUUGAUAAUGUUCUCUUCUAUUGCAAAGCUGAUCCUACCAAGGCGGUCAAGAUCAGUAAAGAACAGGUUUCGAAGCUUUUACCUGAGACUUUUGCGGAGCAGGUUAUUCGGGUUUAUUGCAAAAAUCAGGAUCCAGAUACUGUUUCAGCUGCAAAACAGUAUUUUAUUCAGUGGUGUAUAAGAAAGGAUUUCACUAAACCACAGGAUGGUGAUGUGGUUGCCCCUCAUCUAACUCCAAUGAAAAAAAGCUGGAAUAAUAUGAGAGAGGAUGAAUGCAGAGCAGCUUCAGAAUCCAGCUGCAAGCAAAGGCUUUCUUUUGAUAAGUAAUUCAUUUCCUUUUGCACUAUUCAGUCUCGUUCUUCAGAAGAUGUGUAGCCCUGAGUAUCAACGUAUUUAAAAGCCAGUUUAAUGGACUGUAGAAAUUUACAGAACAAUGCAGCAAUGCAUUUUACAAUACAGCAUAUGUACAGUUUGUUUUAAUGUAAACACUUAGACUAAGUGCAUAUUCAAAAUGGACUUUUCAAAAAGUAACAAAUAGCCUGUAACAAGUGGCCUGAAAAAAUUUAAUCAUCAUUUAUUUUGAAUGUAUUGACGCUUUGUAGCAAGAGAAACUUUAAAAAUUGAAAUUCACUGUAAUUACAAAAAGUACUGAAGACACAUUACUGCUUUUCCUGAUACUGAUCCUUUCUUAAGGAAAUAGUAAUGCUGCAUGAACUAGUAGAAAAACUGCAGCUCAAUUCUUUGCAGUACCUGAGGAAGAGAGGAGUAAGUAUGCUUUUUGAAAUACAGUGAGAUAAUAGCACUUUGAAAUAGCUAUAGAUGGCAACUUCAAGAACAAUAAAACAUUUAACAAAAAAAUUUGGAGGCAAGGAAAUGAGAGUUCUUUUUAAUAACCAAAGAUUACUUUUCUGGAAUUCAAAAAGUUGACGAAGAUGCAGUUCUCUUGCUAUAAAAGUGACCAUGCAAUUUUCAUUGCAGUAACAAUGAAUUUCAGUGACACACAGCCUUUUAUUGUUUUUUAUAGUGUAUUUUUGAUACAUUGAAUGUUAUGUUUUUACUGCUACAUUGAACUACAAAAACUACCCAAAACUUCCAUUCUUUGAGCACUUGCAAGAAAGCAGAGCUGGUACCUGAAUGUGAGUCAAAACACGUGGACAAUUCUUAGCAUGGCUAAUUAGUCCCAGAAGGAUGCUGCACGUGGCUCUGCUCCUUCUUGCAACCAAGUGCACCUUGUAUCUGCAUUACACUGUACUAGGAAGACCCCUUCAGGAAUUCCUCCAUUGUUGCAUCCUUUCCCUGUUUGUGGCUUUGUGAUGGCUGUUCCUGUGUUUUUUGUUGUGUUGUUUUGUUUUUUUCUCCUGUGUAGAAUUAUAAGGGUUCCUACAGUUUCCCUUAUUGGUGAUACUAACGUGAGUGUUGCUAAAUGACUGUCCAGUUGAAAAAGUAAAUGGGGAAGAUUUUUUUUCCUCUCAGCUUUUACUCAGGUCUCAAAUAUUCUUUUUGAAGGCUGCUUUCAUUAAAUAAAAUGCAAACGUUUGAAAAAGCUCACCGUCAAAACUAAAAAUAGCAAGCAAAAGAUUCUGUAAUGCUGAGAAAUUGGACAGAGUUUUAGAUUUUUAUAACAUAUGAAAAAAAAAAAAAGAAAGAAUAGUUCAGCAAUUGAUUUUUGGCAGUCAAGCUUUGGUAUCUAGGUUGCUUUCUGAAACUGACACAGUGGGAAGUCAUUAUAAGAGAGAACUUCAUACCUCUUUUCAUAUCUGAUUACACUUUCUUUGCCCUCUUUAUUGUGGCAACUGAGAGCUAUUAGGCAGAAGUAAAGAGAAUGAGUAUAAACUACUUAUUCAGAUUUAAUUUGAUAAAGUAACCAGAAAUUGUUUUGUAUUCUAGUGCUUUCUUAUGAACUUGUGCUUAUGUGUUUAACGGGGAUGCUGUGCAGCCUCUGCUGUUCAUGUCUUUAAUGGUGUUUCAUAUCUACAGGUGUACCAUGUAACUGCUAUUGGAAGGUAUUGUGACCUCUUUGAAAGAAAUUUUUAUUAUGCUUCAAUAACUAACAUCAUAGAGUGAAGGCAUAUAUCUCCCUUAUCUACAUGAAAUCAAGUAUUUACUUGUUCAGAAUAAUGUCGUUUUCUUAUUGUUGCUUGGGUUUGUUUUGAAGCUGUUCUAAAAGGUGCACUUUAUGUUUGGGAAAAGCUUUUUGCUUAUGUUAACCAUGUGUUUCAGAAAUUUGUACAUAAGUCCAUCAGAUGUUAACUUCUGAGACAGAGCAUUUCUUUUUCUCAAACAUGUUAAUCUGAGCCUCUCUGGACUAAAAAUAAAUUUAUAAACAAUGACUUUAAUAUUC